Ipomoea nil (Japanese morning glory) is the source of this 1635-nucleotide messenger RNA. RefSeq names its product tryptophan synthase beta chain 1. Bases 38 to 1456 code for a protein of 472 amino acids. Gene Ontology annotation, molecular function: tryptophan synthase activity. The record is from RefSeq and is a predicted model, not a curated record. Gene Ontology annotation, cellular component: cytoplasm; chloroplast stroma. Gene Ontology annotation, biological process: L-tryptophan biosynthetic process. NCBI's taxonomy places the organism in Eukaryota, Viridiplantae, Streptophyta, Magnoliopsida, Solanales, Convolvulaceae. The transcript has 5 exons.
CUAAAAUCCACAGUAUACUUUAGCUCGCAUUCCAAACAUGGCCUUCUCUGCCGCCACCACGAAAACGUCAGCCCCAUUGCUCCCAAAGCCGACCGGUGCCGCCGCCUCCGCCUCCUCCUCCUCCUUGCGCCACCUACCUCUGAAACUGAACAAAUUCACGACGCGCCCAGCCAAGGCACCUGCGGUUUUCUGCACUCUCACCGCAGGAUCUCUAAAGCAGCAAAUGGAGGCUCGGGAGGCGUCUGAACUGACUUUCCUUCAACGCCCCGAUUCGUUCGGCCGGUUCGGCAAGUUCGGCGGGAAGUAUGUCCCCGAAACGCUAAUGUACGCUCUCGAUGAGCUCGAGACCGCGUUCAAGGCCAUCUCCGUCGAUGACGCUUUUCAGAAAGAGCUGGAUGGAAUCUUGCGUGACUAUGUUGGGAGAGAGAGCCCUCUGUAUUUUGCAGAACGGCUUACUGAGCACUAUAAGCGACCUAAUGGUGAAGGACCACUCAUCUACCUCAAGAGGGAAGAUCUGAACCACACUGGGGCACACAAAAUCAAUAAUGCUGUUGCUCAAGCCUUGCUUGCAAAGCGGUUGGGCAAGAAACGCAUUAUAGCUGAGACAGGAGCUGGUCAGCAUGGUGUUGCCACUGCAACUGUUUGUGCUCGCUUUGGCUUAGAAUGUGUAAUCUAUAUGGGUGCUCAGGAUAUGGAGAGACAAGCACUAAAUGUCUUCAGGAUGCGACUUCUUGGUGCUGAGGUUAGACCAGUCCAUUCUGGAACAGCCACACUCAAGGAUGCUACAUCAGAAGCUAUUCGGGAUUGGGUUACCAAUGUUGAAACAACUCAUUACAUCCUGGGAUCUGUUGCCGGGCCGCACCCAUAUCCCAUGAUGGUUAGAGACUUUCAUGCAGUGAUUGGCAAAGAAACAAGAAGGCAAGCAUUGGAAAAAUGGGGUGGGAAGCCCGAUGUGCUUGUUGCAUGUGUUGGUGGAGGUUCUAAUGCUAUGGGACUAUUUCAUGAGUUUAUUGAUGAUGAAGAUGUGAGGUUGAUUGGCGUGGAGGCUGCCGGUUUUGGUUUAGAUAGUGGCAAACACGCUGCUACUUUAACAAAGGGAGAGGUUGGAGUGCUACAUGGAGCUAUGAGCUAUCUGCUUCAGGAUGAUGAUGGGCAGAUAGUUGAGCCACAUUCCAUUAGUGCUGGGUUGGAUUAUCCUGGAGUUGGACCCGAGCAUAGCUUUCUGAAAGACCUUGGACGAGCUGAAUACUAUAGCAUCACUGAUGAAGAGGCUUUAGAAGCAUUCAAGAGAUUAUCUCGGCUAGAAGGCAUUAUUCCUGCAUUGGAGACAUCACAUGCGUUGGCUUAUCUAGAGAAACUGUGCCCAACUCUGCCAGAUGGCACUAAGGUUGUACUUAACUGCAGUGGCAGAGGAGAUAAGGAUGUUCACACUGCUAUCAAAUACUUGGAGGUUUGAUCGAUGGCGCUUUUUGUUGUUAGACAGGGCUGCAUGUGGUUGUGAAAACAAAUUUUGUUUCUUGAACAAUUCAUAUAGAGCAUGAUCUGAUAAUAUUUGCAUCAACAAAAUGUUUCUUAUAAGGCAGCAGACUUGCAUGAACUUUCAUUUAGUUGCAAAGUCUUUUUAUUCCCAUGAUA